AUGUCAGCUCAGCCAGCUCCAAACUCUAGCCCAUUAGCACCGAUUACACCGUACCAAGACAACUAUGCUCCGGGAAGUCUCUCCCGAGCUAAUACUGGUGAUUUUGGCACGAAUGAAAAUUAUGCUCUAACGAAUUAUGGAAGUAGUCCUGGAUAUCGAGGCACGUCCGGCCCACCACCUAUCCCCGCAAAGGUCCCAAUGAAUAUGAAUGGUCCACCGCCUCCUCAGCCUGGAGGGGCCGAUGCUUGGGCGUUGUUGGAGGAGAUGAAAAACAUCGAUUUGGGGAGUGGACGAGCAAGACGAAGGGGCUACUGA
Molecule: messenger RNA, 315 nt
Organism: Hyaloscypha bicolor E
Lineage: Eukaryota; Fungi; Ascomycota; Leotiomycetes; Helotiales; Hyaloscyphaceae
Exons: 1
Coding region: 1-315 (104 amino acids)
Source: RefSeq, a predicted model, not a curated record